GAGGAGGAGGAGGAGCGAGCAAGGGACUCUCUCUCUCUCUCUCUCUCUCUCUCAGCUGAUCCUUUCAUCGCGGCCACUCAUCUCUUCGAUCUGCGGCGCGGCUCCACGACACAAAGACGCGGCGGCGAGACAUGAGCUGGAGGCGGACGGAGCAUGCGAGCAGCGGCGGCGGCGGCGGCGGACCGACACGACGAGCCUUCUCCACGGACUAGCGUCUGGUGCGCGCAGGGAUACCGCGGAGCUCCGCCGAUGUGCGCAACAGCGGAUUUAAGGCAUCAAAGAGCGCGGAGAGCUGAAAGAAAGCCGCAUCACCGCACAAGUAGGUCCUACUUUUUACACCGCUGGUGCUAUUGUGCGGAUGGCCGCGCAGGCCGCGCACCAGCAAGCCGCGGACGAGCCGUCGUAGCGCGGCCGAGCUAAGCUAGCAAGGACCGUCGCGGACAACAUGGCUAAAACUCUGCACCUCCUGCAGAAAUCGGCAGACGGCGUGCCGACGGGUCUCUCCUUGGACGUGAGCCUGGGCGUGGAGGCGGGGGAUGGCUUCCCGGAGCGCUCGCUCGUCGGACUGUCGGACAAGAUCCCUCUGGUGAAACCUCACUUCAAGAAGAAGCAGAGGAAAUUAGACGCCGCGUGCCUUCACCGCGCCUUGGAGGAGCCCAUGCUGACCUCCCUGCUGGGCGGCGACAUGGCGGGGGACGGUGUAUUCGUGCCGCGGAGCCAGGCCGGACGCACCCCGGGGAACCUGUGCGCGGCGGCCGCGGCCAAACAGAGCCGCUUAGGCCUGAAAGACUCGCCGCCCGCCGCCGCGCCGGUGACCGCGGUCUUGAUGGCCGCCGGCGGCGACGUGGAGAUGGCGGAUACUACUGCGGAGCUGGAGGAGGCGGAGCGGCGCGGCGAGCGACCCAAGGCGGGGCUUAUAGCUUCAGGGAGCCCGGCGGCGAUAACCGCCAGCAGGGACGUCCCUGCUCCGGUUGCACCGCAGGGUUCUCACCAGGAGGGAGCCAUCAAAGGCAGCGACCCCCAGCCCCCUCCUCUAAAAGACUGCUCCGGCCUCCAGGACCCGCAACCCCUACUCCUGCAAGCCCCACAGCCCGACAAAGGAGAGCUUUUUCAGGAUAAAAGUGAGGAAGCGUCCCUGGACCUGGUCUUCGAGCUGCUCACCCAGCUGCAGUACCACACCCACCAGGCGGACUCGGUGGACAUCUGCGUGAACUUCCUCCAAGGACAAUGCGUGUACGGCGGCGACUGCGCCUACCACCACACCGUCCUGCCCUACCACUGGCAGAUCCACAGGAGCGACGCUCAGACGUGGCAAAGUGUGGCCGACGAGUCCCAGGAGCAGCUGGAGAGGUUGUACUGCAACCCGGACAACGACAAAGUCCGGCUGAAGUAUCAGGGCUCGGUGUUUUCCCUGGACUUUGGAGCCAUGCGGGUGGGUGACCUGAAGUUUGACCGCGUCCGCCGGCUGACCACUCCCCCGAGCCCCUUCCCCGUGCCGGGGACAACCUCAGGCCCCGCCCCCAGCUGUCACACCGUGUGGAAGUACUACUGCAGAGACAACUUUGGCUGGAGGGAAUACUCUGAGCCGGUGGUGAAGCUCAUCGAAAAGGCCACGGUGAGGGGUCUGAAGGAGGUGCGCUUCAUCACGCUCCAGAACCAGUACAUCCUGAACAUCAGGGAGGGCUUCCAGCAGAACGCCAUGUUUGGCUUCAGGCGCCAGAUCAAAAAGCGACCCAUGUUCAUGUCCUCGGUGAUGCUGGCUCCCCUCUUAGAAACUUUGGGUGGUCUGGCUUCGUCGCCGCCGUCCUCCUCGUCCACGUCCGCCAUCUCCCUGAUGGACGUGUCUGCGCCACACCCUCUCUCCCCGACCACGAGCACGCCCGCGCUCUUCCCCGAGACCUGGUUGCCCAUGGCGAUGAGCCAGGACUUCCUGCAGGUGGCCAUGUCCCGGGACGACCGCAGCUACAGGACCGUGUACAGUCUGUUCCACAAGACCGUGUCCGAGACCAAGUUCAGGAUCAUCAAGAUCCUGCGGGUCCAGAACCCUUUCCUCUGGGAGAAGUACAAGAGGAAGAAGGAGUACAUGUCGCGGCGCAUGUCUGAGAUGGAGCGGCUGCUGAGCGAGCGCCACCUCUUCCACGGCACGUCUGCAGAUGUGGUGGAAGGCAUCUGCAAACACAACUUUGACCCUCGUGUGUGUGGCAAACAUGCCACCAUGUUUGGUCAGGGAUCUUACUUUGCACGCAAGGCCGUCUACUCGCACAACUUCUCCAAGCCCUCGCACAAAGGAGUCCACUGCAUGUUCUUGGCCAAAGUCCUCACUGGCAGGUUCACGGUGGGUAAUCCCUCCAUGCGGCGGCCGCCCCCCGUCAGCCCCCGAGACGCCUCCAGUGACCUUUAUGACUCGUGUGUGGACAACUGGGUGGAGCCUCAGAUCUACGUCAUCUUCAACGACGACCAGAGCUACCCCUACUUUGUCAUCCACUACGAGGAGGUGCCCAGCACCGUCGCCCUCUGAGCCACGCCCCCUUCCCCACUUUGACUCCUUCACCUUUGAAACCUCACCCGAGAUCAACAACACCCGGACUCCAAGGGACUGUUUGCAGAACUAGGACGACACUCGACUGGAAGCAACUGGAGCGUCACUCACUCAGUACUCAGUACUAUAAUAUGUGUACAUCAGUACUAGAGUACGUGUACGUCAGUACUAUAGUACGUGUACAUCAGUACUAGAGUACGUGUACAUCAGUACUAGAGUACCUGUACGUCAGUACUAGAGUACGUGUACGUCAGUACUAGAGUACGUGUACGUCAGUACUAGAGUACAUCAAUACUAUAGUACGUGUACGUCAGUACUAUAGUACGUGUACGUCAGUACUAGAGUACGUGUACGUCAGUACUAGAGUACCUGUACGUCAGUACUAGAGUACGUGUACGUCAGUACUAGAGUACCUGUACGUCAGUACUAGAGUACGUGUACGUCAGUACUAGAGUACGUGUACGUCAGUACUAGAGUACAUCAAUACUAUAGUACGUGUACGUCAGUACUAUAGUACGUGUACAUUAGUAUGUGUACAUCAGUACGUCAGUACUAUAGUACGUGUACAUCAGUAUGUGUACAUCAAUACUAGAGUACGUGUACGUCAGUACUAUAGUACGUGUACAUUAGUAUGUGUACAAUAGUACGUGUACAUCAGUACGUCAGUACUAUAGUACGUGUACAUUAGUAUGUGUACAAUAGUACGUGUACAUCAGUACGUCAGUACUAUAGUACGUGUACAUCAGUACUAGAGUACGUGUACAUUAGUCUGUGUACAUCAGGGGUGUCCAACAUGACAAAACACCACCACCACUCGGUGACACAUUCCAACAACGCCACCACUACUCAAACUACAAUUGCACACCAUUGCUGACAUCCGCUAGCCCGACGUAAAUGCUAACAUUAGCAUGCUAACAGCCAGAAUACGUCACAUACCGAGUCAUACGACCAUGAAGCGUACGAAUGUUAAAUUAGCUUUAAAAAAAAUUAAAAAAAAAAAAAAAAGUUAGCAUGCUAACGUUAGCAUGCCAACAGUUAGCAUGUAUUAAGUACCAAGUUAUAGGUGUUUGGCCUGUAAAAUUGGCCGAAAAGGUUAUCAUGCUAAUGUUGGCAUGAUGGCAGUUAGCACAUGUCAAGUACCAAGUUCUAUGAUGUUUUUCGGCUGCAAAAUUGGCACAAAAAGGUUAGCAUGCUAACAUAAGCAUUUUAGCAUGCUAACUUUUUUGGGAAUGUGGCAAGUACCGAGUCAUAUGACCAUAAAGCGUACGCAUGUAAAAUCUGCUAAAAAAAAUAAAAUAAAAAAAGUUAGCAUGCUAACAUUAGCGUGCCAACAGUUAGCAUGUAUUAAGUACCAAGUUAAAGGUGUUUGGCUGUAAAAUUGGCUGAAAAAGUUAUCAUGCUAAUGUUGGCAUAACAGGUUCAUCCUCAUGUUAGCAUGACAACAGUUAGCACAUGUCAAGUACCAAGUUCUAUGACGUUUUCGGCUGCAAAAUUGGCCUAAAAAAAAAAAAAGUUAGCUAGCAUUUUAGCAUGCUAACUUUUUUUUUUCUUUUUUUACUUUUUGCAAUUGAAAUGCAUCAAGUACCAAGUCAUGUGACCAUGAAGCGUACGCAUGUCAAAUUUGAAAAAAAAAUUUUUUUUAGCAUGCCAACAGUUAGAAUCCAAAUUAUAGGUGUUUGGCUGAAAAAGUUAUCAUGCUAAUGUUAGCAUGAUAACUUAAUCCUAAUGUUAGCAUGAUAACAGUUAGCACAUGUCAAGUACCACGUUCUAUGACGUUUUCGGCUGCAAAAUUGGCACAAAAAAAUAAAAAAUAAUAAGAAUUUUAGCAUGCUAACAAAUUGGAAUGUGUCAAGUACCAAGUCAUGUGACCAGGAAGCGGAUGGAUGUCAAAUUUGCUAAAAAAAAAAAAAAAAAGUUAGCAUGCUAACAAUAGCAUGUGUUAAGUACCAAGUUAUGACGUUUUAGCUGCAAAAUUGGCAAAAAAUAAAAAUGCUUAUGUUAGCAUGCUAAACAAUUGGAAUAUGUCAAGUACCAAGUCAUAUGACCAUGAAGCGUACACAUGAAAAAUUUGCUAACGUUAGCAUGCCAACAAUUGGUAUGUAUUAAGUACCAAGUUAUAUGACUCAAGAGAUGUUUGGCUGAAAAAGUUAUCAUGCUAGCACGUGUCAAGUACCAAGUCAUGUGACCAUGAAGCAUACAUAUGUAAAAUUAGCUAUAAAAAAAAAGUUAGCAUGUUUGGCUGUAAAAUUGGCUGAAAAAAUUAUCAUGCUAGCACGUGUCAAGUACCAAGUCAUAUGACCAUGAAGCGUACAUAUGUAAAAUUAGCUUAAAAAAAAGUUAGCAUGUUUGGCGGUAAAAUUGGCUGAAAAAGUUAUCAUGCUAGCACGUGUCAAGUACCAAGUCAUAUGACCAUGAAGCGGAUGCAUGUCAAAUUUGCUAAAAAAAAAAAAAAAAGUUAGCAUGCUAACAAUAGCAUGCGUUAAGUACCAAGUUAUGACGUUUUCAGCUGCAAAAUUGGCAAAAAAUAAAAAUGCUUAUGUUAGCAUGCUAAACAAUUGGAAUAUGUCAAGUACCAAGUCUUAUGACCGUGAAAAAUUUGCUGAAAAAAAAAAAUUGGCAUGCUAACGUUAGCAUGCCAACAAUUGGUAUGUAUUAAGUA
Messenger RNA from Entelurus aequoreus (snake pipefish), 5198 nucleotides. RefSeq names its product protein mono-ADP-ribosyltransferase TIPARP-like. Gene Ontology annotation, molecular function: zinc ion binding; NAD+ poly-ADP-ribosyltransferase activity. The transcript is spliced from 7 exons. The coding region runs from base 446 to 2518 and encodes 690 amino acids. NCBI's taxonomy places the organism in Eukaryota, Metazoa, Chordata, Actinopteri, Syngnathiformes, Syngnathidae. The record is from RefSeq and is a predicted model, not a curated record.